AUGGCUCAUCCCGGGCUGUACGGAGUCAUACUCGGUAUCUUGGCAUUAACAACAGUUAUCAGCGCAUACAAAAAUCCGUACUAUGCACCGAAUAGAACCGUUAAUGUACACCUUUUCGAGUGGAAAUGGGAUGACAUAGCUGAUGAGUGCGAACGGUUUUUGGGUCCUAAGGGAUUUGGAGGAAUUCAGGUUUCUCCUCCUAACGAGAAUGUUAUUCUAAGGGGUUACAAUCGUCCUUGGUGGGAGCGAUACCAGUCGUUGUCCUACCACUUGGGGACGCGAUCUGGUGAUGAAAGACAAUUCGCUAGUAUGGUGCGACGAUGCAAUAAUGCGGGUGUUAGAAUUUACGUAGACGCAGUAAUCAACCAUAUGACAGGGGAGCCCGCGGAAAACGUCGGUACGGCUGGCAACACCGCGGUAUUCAGGGAGUGGUAUUAUCCUGCUGUGCCAUACAGGCGGGAACAUUUCAACUGGCCCCAAUGUGGUAUUGAGGGCUCGGACUUUGUAAAUAACGCUUGGCGGGUUCGCAACUGCGAACUGGUGGGACUUAAGGACCUUAAUCAGAGAGACGAACACGUGAGGCUGAUGAUUGUAAACUUCAUGAAUAAACUCAUCGAUCUGGGGGUUGCUGGCUUCAGAAUCGACGCUGCAAAGCACAUGUGGCCUGAAGAUCUACAAGUAAUCUACGGCAGACUAAAAAAUCUCAACACCGCCCACGGUUUCCCAUCAAACGCUCGCCCCUACAUUUACCAAGAAGUCAUCGACUAUGGAGGGGAAGCUAUAAGUAGGGAUGAAUACACCCCACUAGCUGCUGUCACAGAGUUUAAAGCUGGGAUGGAACUGAGUAACGCCUUUAGAGGGGCCAACGAAUUGAGAUGGCUGCAAACUUGGGGACCGCAAUGGAAUCUCUUAGCUUCCCAAGAUGCCUUAACCUUCAUUGAUAACCAUGAUAAUGAAAGGGGCCAUGGCGGUGGAGGAGGUGUCCUAACAUACAAGCAGGGACGUCCAUACAGAGCAGCCAUAGCUUUUCUUUUAGCUCAUCCAUAUGGUGAACCACAGAUUAUGAGCAGUUUCGCAUUCUUGGACUCGGAAGUUGGACCACCAAUGGAUCGUUACCAGAAUAUCAUAUCGCCAUCUAUUAACUCGGACGGUACAUGUGGCAACGGCUGGGUAUGCCAGCACCGUUGGCGUCAGAUCUACGCCAUGGUUGGUUUCCGCAACGCAGCCGGUAGGACUGGAGUCAACAACUGGUGGGACAACGGCACCAACCAGAUAGCGUUCUGCCGCGGCAAUAACGCUUUCAUCGCCUUCAAUAACAACAUAUGGAACCUUAACCUCACCUUACAGACAUGCCUUCCCGCUGGUACAUACUGCGAUGUGAUAUCGGGCAAUAAAGUGAACAACUCCUGUCAAGGAAAGACGGUGAGAGUUGGCAGUGACGGUAGAGCACAAAUAAUUAUAGGCGCUCAAGAUUAUGAUGCAAUGUUGGCCAUCCAUAUUGGACCUGAGAGCCGGCUGUGAAAGUAAGCACUGCUAAAAUAGAAUAGAAAAUAAAAUAAGGAUCAGACAUCCUGACACAUUUGGAACCUUUGGAAAC
Messenger RNA from Pararge aegeria (speckled wood butterfly), 1597 nucleotides. RefSeq names its product alpha-amylase 2-like. The transcript is spliced from 9 exons. Bases 1 to 1521 code for a protein of 506 amino acids. Lineage: Eukaryota; Metazoa; Arthropoda; Insecta; Lepidoptera; Nymphalidae. Gene Ontology annotation, molecular function: alpha-amylase activity; cation binding. The record is from RefSeq and is a predicted model, not a curated record. Gene Ontology annotation, biological process: carbohydrate metabolic process.